CCGCCGCCAUGGCCGCACCUGCGCCGGGACUCAUCUCGGUCUUCUCCAGCCCGCAGGAGCUGGGCGCGUCGCUGGCGCAGCUGGUGGCGCAGCGGGCCGCGAGCUGCCUGGAAGGCGACCGCGGCCGCUUCGCGCUUGGCCUGUCGGGCGGCAGCCUGGUGUCCAUGCUGGCGCGAGACCUGCCCGCCGCCGCCGCUCCCGCCGGGCCCGCCAGCCUUGCGCGCUGGACGCUCGGCUUCUGCGACGAGCGCCUCGUGCCGUUCGAGCACGCCGAGAGCACGUACGGCCUCUACCGGACGCACUUGCUCUCACAGCUGCCCAUCCCAGACAGCCAAGUCCUCACCAUCAACCCUGCCCUGCCCGUGGAGGACGCUGCGGAGGACUAUGCCGGGAAACUGAGGCAGGCCUUCCAAGGAGACGCGGUCCCUGUGUUUGACUUGCUGAUCCUGGGAGUGGGCCCCGACGGCCACACCUGUUCACUCUUCCCUGGCCAUCCCCUCCUACAGGAACGAGAGAAGAUCGUGGCUCCCAUCAGUGACUCCCCAAAGCCACCACCGAAGAGGGUGACCCUGACCCUCCCGGUGCUGAACGCAGCCCAAAGUGUCAUAUUCGUGGCCACGGGGGCCGGCAAGGCAGCUGUGCUGAAGCGCAUCCUGGAGGACGAGGACGGCGCGCUACCCGCCGCCAUGGUGCGGCCACGCACGGGCGCCCUCUGCUGGUUCCUGGACGAGGCGGCCGCGCGGCUGCUGUCGGUGCCCUUCGAGAAGCAUUCCACGCUGUAGUCCCAGGAGAGCGGGACCGGGAGCGGCGGCUGGGGAUUAAACUUGUUGCCCGAGGGAAGG
Molecule: messenger RNA, 842 nt
Organism: Acomys russatus (golden spiny mouse)
Lineage: Eukaryota; Metazoa; Chordata; Mammalia; Rodentia; Muridae
Gene: Pgls
Product: 6-phosphogluconolactonase
Exons: 5
Coding region: 9-782 (257 amino acids)
Biological process (GO): pentose-phosphate shunt; carbohydrate metabolic process
Molecular function (GO): 6-phosphogluconolactonase activity
Source: RefSeq, a predicted model, not a curated record